UAGUUGCAACAGAACUGCUCAACACCUACAAUACAACCAACCAACCAACUGAUCAUAAAAUAUGAUGCUCAUUUUGCUUCAGUUUCCUCAUUCCAAUUAAUCGCUAUUCGGUAGUUGGUUUUUCCCUGGGUUGGUAUCUGAUGAAGGUGCAGCAUUAAAGAUCAAGUGACUGUUUCAUCAAAUAACAAUAGACACGCAUAACAACAAAAAAGUCUAGUUUGAUUAAGUGAGAUCAGUCAUAUGGAUCACUCUGAAGAUCAAGAUGAAAAAUUUAAAGGUGCACCACAACACAGGGUUCCAGAACCUGAUCAAUCAAAAAAACAAAUGAAUGAAUCUGAAGAUAAGCCUAGGUACAUGGAUCACCCGAAAAGUCUUGACCAAAAAUUCAAAGGUGCACCACGACAUAAAGCUCCAGAACCUGAUCAAUCAAAGAAUCAAUAUGAAGGUAAUGUUGGCUACAUGGAUCACCCUGAAGGCCUUGAUAAAGAAUUCAAAGGUGAACCACAACACGAGGCUCCAGAACCUGAUCCAUCCAAGAAACACAAGAAUCAUUCUAAAGGUAAUGUUGACUACACAGAUCACCCUGAAGGCCCCAGCCAAAAACCCAAAGAUGCACCACAACACAAGAGUCCAGAACCUGAUCAAUCACAAAAACCAAAUAAUCAAUUUGAAGAUGAAGUCGAUUACAUGGAUCCCGCUAAAGCCCCUGACCAAAAAUUCAAAGGUGCACCACAACAUGAAGCUCCAAAACUUGAUCAAUCCAAGAAACAAAUAAAUCAAUCUGAAGGUAAUGUUGACCACAUGGAUCUCCCUGAAGGCUCUGACAGAAAAAUUGAAGGUGAACUACAACAUGAGACUCCUAAACUUGAUCAAUCCAAGAAACAACUAAAUCAACCUGAAGGAGAGGUUGGCAACAUGGAUCACCCUGAAGGCCCUGACCAAAAGUUCAAAGGUGCAUCACAACCCAAGGCUCUAGAACCUGAUCAACCCAAUAAACAAAUGAAUCAAUCUGAAGCCAAAGAUACCCCAAAAUCAGAUGACAAAGGAAAAAAAAGUCUGCAAACCACUGAAAAAGUGGUCCCUCCUGAGGUAGGACCACAAAAGGAAGAAACUGAAGAUGAAGAUAAAAUCAAUGACACAGGACAUGAAAGCAUUCCUGGAAACAAGAGUUCAGAAGAUUCAUCCAGUCACUUAAGUGAAGCCUCAAAAGAUCAAGAUAAAGGUGAAAUUGCACCAAAGAAGAAGCCUUUUUGGAGUAACUGGGCUGCUAUUGGUGAUGUUUUCAAGGCUUCUAUACCCAAACAACCUAAAACUAGCUCUUCCAAAAGUGAAAAGCAACCUGAAAUUGACCUUCCUGAUGAGAAACAGCAAGAGCAAAUAGAGGUUAAAAUCCAUGAAGCUGACACAGAACCAGCAGAAGUUGUUGCUACUGAAAGCACACCACUUAUUUCGACAACUGUAGCAUCAAGUAAUAAGACAUUGGAAAUUCUUAAAAGCAUUGUGUACGGUGGUUUGCUUGAAUCGUUGGCAAGUCUUAGUGUUGUGACAUCUGCAGCGAGUGCUGACGCUACCACAUUGAACAUUGUGGCGCUGGCUAUUGCAAAUCUGAUUGGUGGACUUUUCGUACUUGCUCAUAAUCUGGAGGAACUAAAAUCGGAACAAGUGGAUCGAUACAUUGAGUUGUUGGGGCAGACGAAGAAUUUCAUUCUUCAUGCUUCUAUUGCAGUCUUAUCAUUCAUUGUUUUUGGAUUAGUGGCACCACUGGUAUAUGGCUUUUCAUUUCUUGAGAGUGAUGAGAAGGAUUUGAAGGUAGCUGCUGUUGCUGGAGCUUCUCUGCUUUGCAUCAUUCUGCUUUCCAUUGCCAAAGCAUACACCAAGAAACCAAACAGUUACUUGACAUACUUCAAAACAGUGAUGUACUAUGUCACCACUGCUGCUGUGGCCUCAGUGCUUGCUUACUUAGUGGGUGAUCUUAUGGAGAAACUCAUACAAAAACUUGGAUGGUUUGAGUCAACGUCAAAUUUUGGCAUGCAGAUUUCUGAGAUUGGUGUCCAACAACCCACAUGGGGUUCAUACUAAUAAGGUUAACACUUAAAGGAAGGUGUUGAGGACAUUAAUUGCUUGUUUGUUCUUCCUUGUUCAUUUAUAUAAUUGGUUUUUGUUUUGGUUUCAUUGAUAAUGUUUUGUCAUGUUAUUGGACCACGCACGAGUUGAACAUUAUUUAUUUAUUUAAUUUGAGUUAUCUUGGAUGAAUUUUCAUUUGACAUUA
Messenger RNA from Cajanus cajan (pigeon pea), 2269 nucleotides. Lineage: Eukaryota; Viridiplantae; Streptophyta; Magnoliopsida; Fabales; Fabaceae. The record is from RefSeq and is a predicted model, not a curated record.